Molecule: messenger RNA, 622 nt
Organism: Cooperia oncophora
Lineage: Eukaryota; Metazoa; Nematoda; Chromadorea; Rhabditida; Trichostrongylidae
Source: the annotation of a GenBank genome assembly
CAAACCACAACGCUCCCAUCUCUUUGCACUUUCUCUUUUGCACUUUCAGGGUGUUUCGUUCGAAGCGAAUCCUGGCGAAACGGUAGCACUCGUAGGGUCAAGUGGUUGCGGAAAAAGUACCAUAAUCCAGUUGUUACUGCGAUACUACAACCCCGAAGACGGGAAGAUAGCAAUAGAUGGAGUGGAUAUUGACAAAAUCAAUAUUGAAUUCCUCCGAAAUUACGUUGGAGUGGUAUCACAAGAGCCGAUGCUUUUCAACACAACAAUUGAACAGAAUAUCCGCUAUGGACGUGAAAAUGUCACAGAUGCAGAAAUUACUGCGGCUCUUCGCAAAGCAAAUGCCUACAACUUCGUGCAGUCAUUCCCUGAUGGAAUCUACACGAACGUCGGUGACCGCGGAGCCCAAAUGUCCGGUGGCCAAAAGCAACGGAUAGCCAUAGCCCGUGCUUUGGUCAGAGACCCGAAAAUUCUUCUCCUCGACGAAGCCACAAGUGCUCUCGAUGCUGAAAGUGAACACAUCGUUCAACAGGCGCUUGAAAAUGCAUCCAAAGGAAGGUAUAUCUGCUCAUAUCGGCCUGUCGACAAUCCGAAUGCUGACCACGAUUAUGCAAUGAAGAAAUGA